Xenopus tropicalis (tropical clawed frog) is the source of this 3900-nucleotide messenger RNA. It is a transcript of the gene gk, whose product is annotated as glycerol kinase. Gene Ontology annotation, cellular component: mitochondrial outer membrane; cytoplasm. Bases 156 to 1844 code for a protein of 562 amino acids. NCBI's taxonomy places the organism in Eukaryota, Metazoa, Chordata, Amphibia, Anura, Pipidae. Gene Ontology annotation, biological process: glycerol-3-phosphate metabolic process; glycerol catabolic process; carbohydrate metabolic process. The transcript is spliced from 21 exons. Gene Ontology annotation, molecular function: phosphotransferase activity, alcohol group as acceptor; kinase activity; glycerol kinase activity. The record is from RefSeq and is a predicted model, not a curated record.
GCACGUUUCCUUUGCACACCCCCGGCACCUGAUUGGCUGAGAGUGCGCCGCACCUCCUAACGUCACGGCCAGUGUGGCAUGGCUAUGCUGAUGCCGGGCAGGUCUGCCGGCGUGCGCUGGGCUAGUCAGCGUUUAGUAACAGCGCUGCUGGCAGUAUGGCCGCGUCCAACAGAGUCAUUCUGGGACCUCUGGUGGGAGCAAUUGACCAAGGCACGAGUUCAACACGCUUUCUGGUUUUUAAUGCAAAAACAGCAGAACUUCUGAGCCACCAUCAAGUAGAAAUCAAACAAAAGUUUCCAAAAGAAGGAUGGGUAGAGCAAGAUCCAAAGGAAAUUUUACAGUCUGUUUACGAAUGUGUAGAGAAGACUUGUGAGAAGCUGACCCAGCUAAACAUUGACAUCACAAAUAUUAAAGCAAUUGGAGUCAGUAACCAAAGGGAAACAACUGUCGUGUGGGACAAGACAACAGGAGAGCCUCUGUACAAUGCUGUUGUUUGGCUUGAUUUGAGAACACAAUCAACUGUAGAGCGACUUUUGAAGAGAAUUCCUGGCAAAAAUAAGAAUUUUUUCAAGAGUCGGACUGGUCUUCCACUUAGUACUUACUUCAGUGCAGUAAAAAUUAGAUGGCUUCUAGACAAUGUGGAAGAGAUUAGACAUGCAGUUUCAGAGGGAAGAGCAAUGUUUGGUACAGUAGAUUCCUGGAUCAUUUGGAGCCUGACUGGUGCAAAGAAUGGAGGUGUGCAUUGUACAGAUGUGACCAAUGCCAGCAGGACAAUGCUGUUCAAUAUUCACACAUUGGAAUGGGACACAGAGCUCUGCCAGUUUUUCGAUAUACCUAUGGAAUUAUUGCCAAAAGUCAGAAGUUCAUCGGAGAUCUAUGGUCUCAUGAAAAUCUGUCCUAGCCUGAAGUCUGGGGCUUUGACUGGAGUUCCAAUAUCUGGGUGUUUAGGAGACCAGUCGGCUGCUUUAGUUGGACAAAUGUGUUUUCAAGAUGGACAAGCUAAAAAUACAUACGGUACCGGCUGCUUUUUGUUAUGCAACACAGGCUCAAAGCCUGUCCUCUCAGAACACGGCCUCUUGACAACUGUUGCCUACAAGCUAGGACGGGACAAGCCUGCAUGUUAUGCCCUGGAGGGAUCAGUUGCCAUAGCAGGAGCUGUGGUGCGCUGGUUGAGAGACAAUCUUGGAAUAGUAAAGACUACUGAGGAAGUAGAAAAGCUUGCUGCUGAAGUCGGGACAUCAUAUGGCUGCUACUUUGUUCCUGCAUUUUCAGGUUUAUACGCUCCCUAUUGGGAGCCAAGUGCCAGAGGUAUCAUCUGUGGUCUCACCCAGUUUACAAACAGAAACCAUAUUGCAUUUGCUGCUCUUGAGGCUGUGUGUUUCCAGACUAGAGAGAUUCUGGAUGCUAUGAACAAAGAUUGUGGUAUUCCUCUCAAUCAACUUCAAGUUGAUGGGGGCAUGACAAGCAAUAAAAUCCUCAUGCAGUUGCAGGCUGAUAUCCUGUGCAUUCCAGUAGUAAAACCAUCCAUGCCUGAAACAACUGCACUGGGCGCUGCUAUGGCUGCAGGUGCAGCUGAAGGUGUCGGUGUUUGGAGCUUAAAUCCUGGAGAUUUAACUGCUGUAACAUGUGAACGGUUUGAACCACAAAUCAACCCAGAGGAAAGUGAAUUUCGCUAUGCAAGAUGGAAAAAGGCAGUGAUGAAAUCAAUGGGCUGGGAAUCUGCAGAGCCUACCAAUGGAAAUGGUGACUGUAGUAUCUUCUGUAGUCUUCCUCUGGGGUUUUAUAUAGUGAGUAGCAUGGUAUUAUUAAUCGGAGCAAAGUACAUCUCAGGUCUUAAUAAAUAACCAUUCACUGGCCUCUGCUCUUUUUCGGUUUUAUGUUGCCAAUAAGAUGAUAUGAAUUCCUGCUGUUGCACGCUACAUGACAAGGGUAGAAUGAAGGAAACACGGUGUUUAAUCUUAUUGCUUCUCUGUAUAGUUGUCGGUCAGAAGGGCACUUCCUGUGCAACACUUGUCGCCGUAUUUGUGGACUGGACACUGCAACCAGUUGUUUCACAGUGACACUAUGAUGGGAAAGAAAAGGGUUUGGAUGAGUAGAUUAUUCAAUUAUGUCUUAGAAGGACUGACUUGCACUUUGGAGAUUAUAAAUAUCCUCAGAAUUAUUAAUAUACAUUUUUUCAGAAAUGUAAUGAUAAAACAUGUACAGAGAUUUUUGAAGGUUUUUUUUUUUAUUUUUAAAUGAAUGCACAUUUUGUUAAUAGUGAAAUCAUUUCUAACUUAAUUCUGUUAAAAUGCAAAAUGAUGGAACUGAAUUUUAUUUAAAGAAAGUCACCAGUUGUUUGCAUGCACCAUUUAAAUGCUUUAUGUUUUCCAAAGCUUCUGUAUUGUUGUUGCUGGAGAACCAAAUACAAUUAGCACAGUGUUUCAUUAAUAAUUUAUUUUACAUAUAAUUACAGCCACUUAGAUGCAGUUUUCCAAUUUCUUAAUGUAAAAAACUCUUUUGGGGUCUUUCUUUCCUUUGUGAUAAAUUUAUAAAUCAUGCAGAGAUCUUCUAUAAAGGGACAUAUACAUUCUGUUUCACUGGGGAUGCCAAAAGAUUAGGAAGCCCACCCAAGGCAAUAGAUCAGUAAGUUUUUUCCCUAGGUCGGCGCUCCUUUUAGGUGAAAACUGCACUGGCCUGUGGAAACAAACUGUUUCUUCAUUGUGCCGACUUUUUUCUUAUCUCUCCUAACAGUGUCCCAGGCGUCCCUUGCAACAAUCCCUGUUUGCACAUGUGCAGUAAAGUAAACCCACACAAUCUACUUUACUGUGCCAGUGUAGAAUGGCAAAGUGAAGAUCUCUGUUAAGGAGAUGAUGGCACAGGGUUUAGUUGGCUUUUCCAUGGGCCAGUGCAGUUUUCUCCUAACAGGAGCACCCAAGGAAAAGCUUAGAGAUCUAUUUCUUUGGUGGGCCCCUAACAUAUUGGCACCCCCAGUGAAAUAGACUUUAUAUUUCCUUUAAAGGAAAGGUUUUAAUUUAAUCUGCAGUACGAAGUGUUUGUCUAGAAUGAUGGUUUAAGAACUUAAAGGGGACCAGCUCCAUUAUCUGUAUAAAACUUUGUUGUUUUAAUUUAACUUCAGAUUAUGCAUAUUCCUGACAAAAAAUUUAAUUUAUUUUUUAAAUUAAUAUAUCAUGCCUUAUAAAACGGAUGCAGAUUGAUUUCAAAAUGUAGACAAGCUGAACAUUAUAAAUGUGAAUGGAUGUGCAACCAGUUUCUAUUUCAGGCAUUACUGAAGGUUAGGUGAUUGCAGAUAGUUAUCCACCUUGGUCUGUUGGUCAAAAAGUCCUGUGUGCCAUUGCUUUUGAGAAUCAGGUUCCCAGUUACCUAAGUAUAACCAUAUACUGUUGUGUACUCCACAAUUUUUCUUCUUUUCAUUCCCAUUCUUAACUCAAAUAACUUUCGCAUUAGCAUACACUAAAUUGCUCUCAUUGAGUUGUCAUUCUCUCACCAGCAUGCAAUAUAUCUCUAAUCUGAUUAAAACCGUAUAGACCAUUUUUGGAUCCCUUUUGUUUUACAUUUUCCUUAUACACUUCACAGAUAUCAGAUUGGUAGAAUACUGGGAGAUUGGUAGAAUAAUGUUUUCUCUGUCAAAAAACAUAGGUUUAAAAUAACUGAUACCUUAGUUACUUUCACAGAGAAGACUGAUUGUGAUAUUGGUCUCCCUAAUUAAUGAAAGUCAAUUAUUUCUACACCAAGCAUCACACUGCCAGAAAUGGGAAUGCUGGGAGCUGUAUGGGCGCUGUCAUGUAGAACCUACAUAUGUUUUUUUAUGAUCCUAAACUUAUCUCCUUUAGACAAUUGUUGAACCUCCCUAAUGGUGUCUGUUGGAAUUAAUGUCAAUAAAUAUUUUCCUUUUCUGAU